AUGACGGCGUCUCCUGAUUACUUGGUGGUGCUUUUUGGGAUCACUGCCGGGGCCACAGGAGCCAAGCUGGGUUCGGACGAGAAGGAGCUGAUCCUGCUACUGUGGAAAGUGGUGGAUCUGGCCAACAAGAAGGUGGGACAGUUGCACGAAGUACUAGUUAAACCGGAUCACUUGGAACUGACUGAGGACUGCAAAGAAGAAACCAAGAUCGACGCCGAAAGCCUGUCCUCAGCCCCGCAGCUGGAGCAAGCCCUCAGACAGUUCAAUCAGUCCGUGAGCAACGAACUGAACAUUGGGGUAGGGACUUCCUUCUGUCUCUGUACUGAUGGCCAGCUUCAUGUCAGGCAAAUCUUGCACCCUGAAGCUUCCAAAAAGAAUGUAUUAUUGCCUGAAUGCUUCUACUCCUUUUUCGAUCUCCGGAAAGAAUUCAAGAAGUGUUGCCCUGGUUCACCUGAUAUUGACAAAUUGGAUGUUGCAGCAAUGACAGAUUGUUUACAUCUUGAGAAAGGUGUUUCAACCUCCCGAUAUGGAGCCUCUGAUGUUGAAGAUAUGGGGAAUGUUAUUCUAACCAUGAUUUCAGAACCAUACAAUCACAGGUUUUCAGAUCCAGAGAGAGUGAAUUACAAAUUUGAAAGUGGAACUUGCAGCAAGAUGGAGCUGGUGGAUGAUAACACUAUAGUCAGGGCAAGAGGUUUGCCAUGGCAGUCGUCAGACCAAGAUAUUGCAAGAUUCUUCAAAGGCCUUAACAUUGCCAAGGGAGGUGCUGCACUUUGUCUAAAUGCCCAGGGUCGAAGAAAUGGAGAAGCAUUGGUUAGGUUUGUGAGUGAAGAGCACAGAGAUCUUGCACUACAGAGGCACAAACACCACAUGGGGAAUCGGUACAUUGAGGUUUACAAAGCAACUGGUGAAGAUUUCCUUAAAAUUGCAGGUGGUACUUCCAAUGAAGUAGCCCAAUUCUUGUCCAAAGAGAAUCAGGUCAUUGUCCGAAUGCGAGGACUCCCCUUCACUGCCACAGCAGAAGAAGUAUUGGCUUUCUUUGGACAGCAUUGUCCUAUCACAGGGGGGAAGGAAGGCAUCCUAUUUGUCACGUUUCCUGAUGGUAGGCCAACGGGGGAUGCUUUUGUCCUGUUUGCUUGUGAGGAAUAUGCACAGAAUGCACUGAGGAAACACAAAGACUUGCUGGGUAAAAGAUACAUUGAACUCUUCAGGAGCACCGCAGCUGAAGUUCAGCAGGUGCUGAAUCGGUUUUCUUCUACACCCCUCAUUCCACUCCCAACUCCCCCUAUCAUUCCUGUACUACCUCAGCAAUUUGUGACCCCCACCAGUGUCAGAGACUGUAUACGUCUAAGAGGGCUUCCUUAUGCUGCCACUAUUGAGGACAUAUUGGAAUUUUUGGGAGAAUUUUCCAGUGCUAUUCAAACCCAUGGAGUUCAUAUGGUAUUAAAUCACCAGGGUCGCCCAUCGGGAGAUGCUUUUAUCCAGAUGAAAUCUGCAGACAGAGCAUUCAUGGCUGCACAAAAGUGUCAUAAAAAGACUAUGAAGGACAGAUAUGUUGAAGUCUUUCAGUGUUCAGCUGAGGAGAUGAACUUUGUGUUAAUGGGGGGCACUUUAAAUCGAAAUGGCUUAUCCCCACCGCCAUGUUUGUCUCCUCCCUCCUACACGUUUCCAGCCCCUGCAGUGAUUCCAACGGAAGCUGCCCUUUAUCAGCCCUCUGUCCUGCUGAGUCCCCGGACACUGCAGCCCUCCACAGCCUACUACCCAGCUGGCACACAACUUUUCAUGAACUACACAGCAUAUUAUCCCAGCCCCCCAGGUUUAUCUAAUAGUAUUGGCUAUCCAACAGCUGCUAAUGUUAGCAAUAUUCUUCCACAGCAUGGCAUGGUAGUCAAAAUGCAGGGCCUGACCUAUAAUACUAGAAUUAAGGAAAUGUUUAACUUCUUCCAAGGUUACCAGUAUGCAGCAGAGAAUGGACUUGUACACUCAAAUGACCAGGCAAGGACACUGCCUAAAGAAUGGGUUUGUAUUUAA
Trichosurus vulpecula (common brushtail) is the source of this 2028-nucleotide messenger RNA. RefSeq names its product epithelial splicing regulatory protein 1 (gene ESRP1). The record is from RefSeq and is a predicted model, not a curated record. Gene Ontology annotation, molecular function: mRNA binding. NCBI's taxonomy places the organism in Eukaryota, Metazoa, Chordata, Mammalia, Diprotodontia, Phalangeridae. Gene Ontology annotation, biological process: regulation of RNA splicing. Gene Ontology annotation, cellular component: ribonucleoprotein complex; nucleoplasm.